Messenger RNA from Zophobas morio, 1361 nucleotides. Its product is annotated as high mobility group protein 20A-like. NCBI's taxonomy places the organism in Eukaryota, Metazoa, Arthropoda, Insecta, Coleoptera, Tenebrionidae. The record is from RefSeq and is a predicted model, not a curated record. Gene Ontology annotation, cellular component: nucleus. Gene Ontology annotation, biological process: regulation of gene expression. Bases 276 to 1166 code for a protein of 296 amino acids. The transcript has 3 exons.
AUGUGGAGUUCAAACAGUUUAAUUCCAACAAUUUUUUCCAAAUUUUCUUUUAGGAAUUGGCGGGUCGCUUGCAGCUCUCCUAAAAAUUUCCUUUUUUUCUUUAAACAAAUUCAAAAAAUUGAAAAUUUUGACAGCCGCCGAUACCGUGUAAACAAGUGUCACAUUGGUUAACUUUACCCGCAAAACUGCCAAAACCACAUAAGUCUGCGUUUAACCGAAAAGAAUCCACAUCCAGAAACCAUAGCGACCACACUUAGUUAAUUUUUUCACAAAUAAUGGAAAAUAACGAAAACCAAGAAGCCCCAGAAAACGCGAAAAAAUCCUCUAAAGCGAGCACCUCCAACGAUGAGAAAGCCCCCGACAGUUCUGAUAACACCACCCAGCAGAAAUCGAAGGUGUCUAAAGCGAAAAAGCGGAAGAAACCGAAGGAUACCACGGCCCCGAGACACCCCCUCACAGGUUAUGUGCGUUAUUUGAACGAUCGAAGGGAGGCCGUCCGCAGCGCUAAUCCUAGUUUAUCGUUUGCUGAAAUUACCAAAAUGUUGGCCAACGAGUGGACAAACCUCCCGGCUGAUAAAAAACAACAGUAUUUGGACGCCGCUGAACAGGACAGGGAGCGGUACACUAGGGAAUACAACGCUUAUAAACAAACGGAAGCUUAUAAAUUAUUCCAGCAACAAAACGAGAAAAAGUUGAAGGAAAGCAAGGAGGAGGGGAAGAGUAAUCAUCCUGUCGUGGCCCCCGAGCUAGAAUUCGGCAAUUUCGACAUCCCCAUCUUCACUGAAGAGUUCCUUGACCACAACAAACUGCGCGACACGGAGUUAAGGCAGCUGCGGAAAUCCAACACGGACUACGAACAACAAAACGCCAUUUUACAAAAACAUAUCGAAAAUAUGAGAGACGCGAUUACCAAACUAGAGUCCGAGAUAACUCAGCAAGAGAAGAACAACGCGUCGUUGCAGAAGCACCUGGACCACAUGAGGACCACGUUGACGAAUGGGUUCUCAGGUGUAAAAUUACCCGGGAUAAAGGAAGUGGCGACGCAGCAGAAUAUUGACACUUAUAUGACAAAUUUGCAUUCGAUAUUGCUGGAGAAUAGUAGUCAUGAUGCGAAUCUUUUACAGACUGUGAGGAAUAUUGUCGGUGGGUUGGAGUUCAAUGGAUGACAAACAAAUCGUUCGUCAAAAAGAAAGCGAAAGAUUAAGAAGUUUGCGUAAUUUUUUUUACAUUGUUUACUUUUUACUUCCAUAGAAUGGUUUAUUAUGAUAUAGGCUGGUCACUGUGAUGUCAUACCUUGGGUAUUCGUAAUGAUUGUAUUGAUGUAUUUAAUAGUUCCGUCAAUAAAUUUCAAAAAGAACGAA